Pipistrellus kuhlii (Kuhl's pipistrelle) is the source of this 779-nucleotide messenger RNA. RefSeq names its product myosin light chain 5 (gene MYL5). Gene Ontology annotation, molecular function: calcium ion binding. Lineage: Eukaryota; Metazoa; Chordata; Mammalia; Chiroptera; Vespertilionidae. Gene Ontology annotation, cellular component: cytoplasm. The record is from RefSeq and is a predicted model, not a curated record.
AUGGCGGGGGAUGUGCGGGGCGGCGGCUGCGCGGGGCCCAGCUGCCCGGUAACAGUCUGGGGCUGGAAGACGGGUCUUGGCUGUCACCGCAGCAGGGUACCCAGGACCCAUCUGCCGCCGGCCCCCUGCGCAGUCUGCUGGCUCCUGGGACCCCCAGCCGGCUCCCAGUGGGACUGCUGACGGCACGGGGCCAACGUCAAGGCCAACAGGAAGACUAAGAAGGAGGGCGGGGCCCUCCGGGCACAGGGUGCCUCUUCCAACGUCUUCUCCAAUUUCGAGCAGACACAGAUCCAGGAGUUCAAGGAGGCCUUCACGCUGAUGGAUCAGAACUGGGACGGCUUCGACAAGGAGGACCUGAAGGACACCUACGCCUCCAUGGGCAGGACCAACGUGAAGGACGAGGAGCUGGAUGCCAUGCUGCAGGCGGGCGGGCCCAUCAACCUCACCCCUUUCCCCAACAUGUUCGGGGAGAAGCUGACCGCCUCUGUGGCCGGGACGGAUGCCGAGGAGACCAUCCUGAAUGGCUUCGAAAUGCUGGACCAGGGCAAAGGCAGCAUCAACAAGGACUACAUCAAGCAGCUGCUCAUGUCCCAGGCCGACAAGAUGACCAUGGAGGAGGUUGACUAGAUGUUGCAGUUUGCAAAGAUCAACGCUGCAGGCAACCUGGACUACAAGGCGCUGAGCUUCGUGCUCACCCAUGAGGAGGAGGAGGAGGAGUGAGGGUGCCCUCACCCCACCCCACCCCCAGCGCUGUGGCCAGUUCAAUAAACCUGAACCCA